Messenger RNA from Melanotaenia boesemani (Boeseman's rainbowfish), 2058 nucleotides. It is a transcript of the gene n4bp2l2, whose product is annotated as NEDD4 binding protein 2-like 2. Bases 98 to 1609 code for a protein of 503 amino acids. The transcript has 6 exons. Gene Ontology annotation, cellular component: nucleus. NCBI's taxonomy places the organism in Eukaryota, Metazoa, Chordata, Actinopteri, Atheriniformes, Melanotaeniidae. Gene Ontology annotation, biological process: negative regulation of transcription by RNA polymerase II. Gene Ontology annotation, molecular function: transcription corepressor activity. The record is from RefSeq and is a predicted model, not a curated record.
CGUCAUUUCCGUAAACAAGGCAACUGAUAAAAUGAAUUUUUGCGCCUGUUUUGCUUAUUUUUCCCUCUUAUUUUCCCACACUUAAUGUGUACGAACAAUGUCUCGUCCUGAAUUAUCCGUCACGAGCUCUAAAGACAUUGAAAAGUCUUGCGUGGAUGAAAAUUCAGAAAAGCGUGGAGAUGACAGUUCUGAUAAAAGUCCAAAGUAUUUGAACAAUGACCGCAGCAGUCCAGAACCAUGUGUGAGGGACCGAGUGUUAAAGGAGGUGGGAUUCACCAGCACAGCUUUCAUUGGUCCCGCAUUUCCUCCAGAGGUGCCAAAAGCAAAGCCUGAUUUCAAGGAUUCUUUAAGUGAGUUUUACAAAGAGAUUGAGAAGAUCGACACACUUGAUGGAGCUAAUAAUAACCCAGGGAAACACGAUGUUCAGCCACUCAAACCUUCUGAAACAUCUACCAGAAAACAGAUUGUGCCUGCAGAGAACAUGGUUACCAGAGACAAUACUGAAGAAACAGAUGGUUACCAGAAAAAUAGCAGACAAACACAUAAGUCCUGGACUCACUGGUAUCACAAUGAACCAUACCACCUAAACAGAAACACACCAGAGAUAAACUGUGACAGAUCUGUUUCUAACCAAAGCCAGGGGCAUUAUCCUCACCCACAGAACAGACCAACACAGCCAAGAUUUCACAGACCACCAUUCCCUACCCAAUCACACCAGUCUGCAUUCCCAAAUCCACAGCAUCUGCCUCAACAUAUAAAUCUUCCCAUGAACAGUUCAGGAAUGGCAAACCAGUAUCAUAAUGAAUCUAAUUUUCCUGCAUUUUUUUGCUUCCCAUCCCCAAAUCCAUGCAGUCACCCUUCUCAGGGCUUUUAUGGAAAUUUUCCACAACACUUUGGUAGGGGUGACCAUAGUUGCAACUAUGACACAAACUCAGAUAAUGCAGUUGUUGGGUGGUCUAGAGACAGAAGAGAAGAUUGGUCUUGGAAUGAUGAAGAUUAUGACAGGCCACAAAAAUUUGAUUCAGAAAAUGAAUCAUGGGAGCAACAGCAUCACCACAAACCCCGUGAUGGUACUCACACAUAUCACUCAGCUUCAGUGCUGAUUUUGAUGAGAGGAUUACCAGGAUCUGGGAAAACAACACUGGCCAGGGAGCUGCUCUCCACUGGUCCUAGUGGGGUAAUUUUGAGCACAGAUGAUUAUUUUGCUUACAAAGAUGGCUACCGCUAUGACCCAGGACUUCUUGGAGCAGCACAUGAAUGGAACCAGAGCAGAGCUAAAGAUGCCCUGCAUGACGGACGCUCACCGGUUAUCAUUGAUAACACAAACCUUCAAGCUUGGGAAAUGAAGCCAUACGUCAGAAUGGCCUUGGAGAGAGGAUACAAAGUGGACUUUUGUGAACCAGACACACGCUGGAAAUUUGAUCCUUAUGAGUUGGAGAAGCGGAACAAGCACAGUGUUCCUCAGGACAAGAUUGCACAGAUGAUGGAUCGCUUUUCAUUUCCCAUAUCCAUAGACAUUGUCAUGAGUUCACAAGAACCGCCUCAUGUGAACCAGAGACGCCAACCAGAGCAGCCACAGAUGACUAGUAACAAACUAUUAUUCCAUUAAUUUCUACAGGAAUUAACUAGCUGAUUGAUUUUACUUGAAGAGCAACAUGUUUGUACUUAAAUAUAAAUAUGAUCAGCUGAUGUUUCCACAUGAUUUUUAAUUUAUUACUUUGUAUAUUUGAAAUUCAGAUGAAAAGAAAAGAUGCAUAUUUUUCCAGUCAAUCUUUUAUUAUUAAUUUUUUAUACUUUUCCAGGGAAAGAUAAUCUCAGUUGUUUUUGUAUUAAAUGUCUGAUAUUUGGGACUAUCCUUUGUUCUUUGCCUGCAAGAUGAAAACCAAAAGGUUGUUCUCACUUGCAUCCAGUCAAUUCCCAAAUUUUUUGAUAACCUGCUUGUCGGUCAAAUUUGGUGUCUUCAGAUUUCUGUAAAUUCCCAGAAAAAUGUCAGCUCAGUUUCAUAAGUCAUUUCUCUCUCUGGUUAUGCCAACAUGUAGCUUUUUUUUCUUUCUUUUU